Molecule: messenger RNA, 519 nt
Organism: Ogataea angusta
Lineage: Eukaryota; Fungi; Ascomycota; Pichiomycetes; Pichiales; Pichiaceae
Exons: 1
Coding region: 1-519 (172 amino acids)
Biological process (GO): inositol phosphoceramide metabolic process
Cellular component (GO): Golgi membrane; inositol phosphoceramide synthase complex
Molecular function (GO): inositol phosphoceramide synthase regulator activity
Source: RefSeq, a predicted model, not a curated record
AUGUGUGGCGUGUAUGGUCUGCUUUCGUUCCUGACAGGUCAUCCCAUCGAUGCCGUGCAAUGGCUGUACUACCUCUCGUCCACAGCAGUCAUGAUCCUAUAUAUCCAAGGAUUCCGGAGAGUGCAAACUCCAAACAUUAACUGGUUUUCGCUUGUCGUUUUUGUUUAUCUGCUCGACACGGUGAUCGGUUUCUUAUACACCGGGUAUUUUUCCUGGUUGUGGUUUUCCGAGCACGAUACCUCUGUGGAGCUAAUAGCCCGUGCUGUCACCGAGGACCUCUCAUCCCAGUCUGCAUCUGAAGCUUACGAACUAUUUGUAACCGUUGCCCUAACGGUCGUUACCAGUUUGGUACGACUAUAUUUCACAGUGAUUAUGUUAGCAUUUUUCAAGGAGAUGCGCACAGCAGCUAAAUUCGAUGCAAGAUUCCGCAUCUCGAGCGCCUCUACAUCCUCGAGCGCUCUCAGAUGGCUGAACAAAGCUCAACAUCAAUCAUACAGCGCUCUGAAUAGGAUCGUCUAA